Molecule: messenger RNA, 2163 nt
Organism: Poecile atricapillus (Black-capped chickadee)
Lineage: Eukaryota; Metazoa; Chordata; Aves; Passeriformes; Paridae
Gene: ACADVL
Product: acyl-CoA dehydrogenase very long chain
Exons: 20
Coding region: 108-2021 (637 amino acids)
Molecular function (GO): flavin adenine dinucleotide binding; very-long-chain fatty acyl-CoA dehydrogenase activity; fatty-acyl-CoA binding
Source: RefSeq, a predicted model, not a curated record
GCCCACGGCCGUGACCUUGUGUGAGGGGAAGGGGGGGGGGCUUGGGGACACCCCGGGGACACCCCCGGAUUUAUCGCGACAGCGGCGACAGCGGCGACAGCGGCGACAUGGCCGGGCUGGGGAUGGGAGCGGGGCUGCGGCUGCUGCGGCGGAUCCCGCCCGGAAUUGGGGCGUCCCGGCUGCAGAGCACGCAUCAGGCGCAGGCUGUGCUCCCCAAAACCGGGACCUCCACGGCCACUGCAGCCCCCCCAAAAACCCGGAGCAGCCUCGAGGAAUCCAAAUCUUUCGCCGUGGGGAUGUUUUUGGGGCGCCUGAACGUGGAGCAGGUGUUCCCUUAUCCCUCAGUCUUGACCGAGGAAGAAGAACAAACCCUCCAGGAACUCGUGCCUCCCCUCAGCCGCUUCUUUAAGGAAGUGAACAACCCCGCCAAAAACGACGCCUUGGGGAAGGUGGAGGACGAGACCAUGAAAGGGUUAAAGGAGUUGGGGGCGUUCGGGCUCCAGGUGCCCCCUGAAUUUGGGGGUUUGGGUCUCAACAACACCCAGUACGCUCGGCUGGUGCAGAUCGUGGGCCAGCACGACCUGGGGGUGGGGAUCACGCUCGGAGCCCACCAGUCCAUCGGCUUCAAGGGGCUGCUGCUCUUCGGGAACCGCGAGCAGAAGGAGAAAUACCUGCCCCGCCUGGCCACGGGGGAAUGGGUGGCAGCUUUUUGCCUGACAGAACCCGGCAGCGGCUCCGACGCCGCCUCCAUCCGGACCAGAGCCACUCCCAGCCCCUGUGGAACCUUCUGGACCUUGGAAGGAGAAAAACUUUGGAUCAGCAACGGCGGCAUCGCCGAGCUCUUCACGGUUUUUGCCAAGACUCCGAUAAAAGACGAAAAAACGGGAGAAUCCAAGGAAAAAAUCACGGCUUUCAUCGUGGAGCGAGGAUUCGGCGGCGUCACCCAUGGUCCCCCCGAGAAGAAGCUGGGAAUCCGCGCUUCCAACACCACGUCCGUUCACUUUUCCGACGUCCGAAUUCCCGCCGGGAACGUUCUGGGAACGCCGGGAUCGGGAUUCAAGGUGGCCAUGGCCAUCCUCAACAACGGCCGCUUCGGAAUGGCCGCAGCCAUGGCUGGAACCAUCCGGGGGCUCAUGGAGCACGCGGUUUCCCACGCUUCCAACCGCACCCAGUUCGGAGCCAAAAUCCACGAAUUCGGAGCCAUCCAGGAAAAAUUGGGAAGGAUGGCGAUGCUGCAUUACGUCACCGAGUCCAUGGCUUUCCUGAUCAGCGCCAACAUGGACAGGGGCGAUCCCGACUUCCAGAUCGAGGCGGCCAUCAGCAAAAUCUUCGGAUCCGAAGCCGCCUGGGCUGUGGCCGAUGAGUGCAUCCAGGUCAUGGGGGGGAUGGGAUUCAUGCAGGAGCCGGGUGUCGAGCGCGUCCUGCGGGAUUUGAGGAUUUUCCGCAUUUUCGAGGGAACCAACGACGUCCUGAGGCUGUUCCUGGCUCUGCAGGGCUGCCAGGUUUUGGGGCUGCAGCUCCGGGGGGUUCAGGCGGCUCUCAGGGACCCCCUGGGCAACGUCGGGGUCCUGACAGGGGAAGUGGCCAAGAGAAUCCGCAGGAAAGCCGGGCUGGGCUCGGGGCUCUCCCUGCAGCACCUGGUGCACCCCGAGCUGAAGGACGGAGCUCAGCAGACCAUGCAAUGCUUGGAACUCUUCUCCGAAACCACCGAAGCUCUGCUGCUCAAACACGGCAAAAAAAUCGUGGAGGAACAAUUCGCCCUGAAACGCGUGGCCGACGCCGCCAUCGACAUCUACGCCAUGGUCGUGGUUUUAUCCCGAGCCUCGAGGUCGCUGAGUUCGGGGCUCCCCACGGCCCAACACGAGCGGCUCCUCGCCCUGAGCUGGUGCCAGGAGGCCCACGAGCGCGUCCUGGGGUCGCUGCGGCCGCUCCCGACCCGAAGCUUCCGGAACUUUCGGGACCUUUCGGGAGCCGUGGUGGAGAACGGGGGGGUGGUGGUGCCAACCCCCCUGGGAUUCUGAAACACCCCAAAAACCCCACAAAAUACCCCAAAAACACCAAAAAAUACCCCAAAAACAGAGAAAAAUGACCCAAAAAUGACCCAAAAUACCCCAAAAACACCAAAAAAUGCCCCAAAAAUGCCUUCAAAUGACCCAAAACCAC